UUUGUCAUUGUAAUCUUAAUAAUGAUAGUAGUGUAGUAUGUAUCAUAAAUUCAUAAAUUAUGGUUACUGAGGAAAAUGAUGAAUUCACAUUAGUUAAAUACAAUUCACGUCGUCAGCGCAAAAAUAAAUUGAAAGUAAAUAAGAAAAAGUUGGAAGCUGUUGAAUGCAACUCAGUAUAUUCCGUGAAUGAAAUUGUAAAUAACGUGAAUAACGCAGUAAACAAAUUCGAGGAAUCACCAUUUCAUCAAACUUUAUUGAACGAAUUGAAAAACUCAUUGAGUCUUUUGAACCUAAACAGCAUUGAUUAUAUCAUUUGUUAUGGUCUUGGAAAUUUUUCAGAAAACAUUUGUCCAAAAUAUCAAUUAGCUGCAUUGUUAUCUAUCAAAACAGUUUAUUCUUGCAAUGUUCUGAUUUAUGAUCCUUUGUUCAGCAAAAAUGAAAUUGAUAGCUUAAAACAUUUGAACCUUAUAGUCAUUGAAAAUAAUGAAGAAGGAAAACAUAUUGUAGGUGAUCAUCCUGCACUAGUUUUCAUGCCUCAUUGUUCAAAGCAAUUAACAAACAAUUUUUUGUAUGCUAACUGGAGUCCUUUAAUACACAAUUGUAUUUUGUUAGGUAACAGUUGGUCUGAAAUUGAGUGCCAUACUACUGAUGCUUUGCUCAAGCAAACUGCAUACCAUAUUUAUAAAUUAAAAUCGUAUGUAACUGAAAUAAAAAUUAAGAACAAUUUUCAAUAUCCUAAAACAUUCAGUGGAACUUCAUUUCACGUAUUUACAGAAGAAAAAUUAAUUACUCUACCUACAGACUUUUGGAAUAAUAAACCAGAAUUAUUUUAUACCAAUAGUGAUCCAGAAUUUGUAACUGCUAAUAAGAAGCAUAAUUGAAAAUGAAUAAAAAUCUUUCAUUGCUUCGCCAAUUGGCAAAUGAGAUACGUAUAACAUCAUCACAUAAUAAAGCAAGGGAAAGUCUAAUGACGCAAUAUAUCUUAAAGCAAAAUCGAACUCAUCAAGAAACUUCUGAAAUGCUUUGUAAGGCC
Messenger RNA from Phymastichus coffea, 1033 nucleotides. RefSeq names its product SRR1-like protein. Lineage: Eukaryota; Metazoa; Arthropoda; Insecta; Hymenoptera; Eulophidae. Bases 60 to 881 code for a protein of 273 amino acids. The transcript has a single exon. Gene Ontology annotation, cellular component: nucleus; cytoplasm. Gene Ontology annotation, biological process: microtubule-based process. The record is from RefSeq and is a predicted model, not a curated record.